AUUCACUGCAAUCCGGAAACGGUUAAUAUCGACGUCCGGCACGCAGAAAGCAAUGAAGUGAAAAAGAUUCAACUUUUCGAGUACCUUUCAUCAAAAUGUCCUUCGCUUGUUGGUGAACAUGCAAGAUACUAUCCAACCCCGUGGAUCGGUAAUGGUCACGCUCAAACCUUGUACGCGUCAAAGCUUGUUAAAACGCCGGAUGGAGGUCAAAUUGCUGUCGACUGGACACCUCCGAUGUCUCAAAAGCCCAUUGACGAUACGCCAACAGUAGUUGUAUUACAUGGACUAACAGGAGGAAGCCACGAGUCGUAUAUUCGAUGUUUACUUGAAGUUCUCACAAAUCCACCUCACAACUAUCGGGCGGUUGUAAUCAAUUUUCGUGGAUGCUCUGAAUCUCAUAUUACUUCACCAAAGCUUUACUCGGCUGCGUCCACUAAUGACUUGAGAACAGUUUUACGCUAUAUCCAAGAAAUUAUUCCGGAUUCAUCAUUGAUCGCAAUCGGUUUUAGCAUGGGCGCAAACAUUCUGGUUAAGUAUCUCGGAGAGGAAGGAGAUAAGACACCGUUGAUCGCAGCUGCAUCGGUCG
Molecule: messenger RNA, 586 nt
Organism: Acaulospora morrowiae
Lineage: Eukaryota; Fungi; Glomeromycota; Glomeromycetes; Diversisporales; Acaulosporaceae
Source: the annotation of a GenBank genome assembly